This is a messenger RNA of Capsella rubella, 1363 nucleotides long. Its product is annotated as vacuolar protein sorting-associated protein 9A. Gene Ontology annotation, molecular function: small GTPase binding; guanyl-nucleotide exchange factor activity. The transcript is spliced from 5 exons. Lineage: Eukaryota; Viridiplantae; Streptophyta; Magnoliopsida; Brassicales; Brassicaceae. Gene Ontology annotation, biological process: vesicle-mediated transport. The record is from RefSeq and is a predicted model, not a curated record. The coding region runs from base 1 to 1338 and encodes 445 amino acids. Gene Ontology annotation, cellular component: endocytic vesicle; cytosol.
AUGGAGAACACAGACGUCUUCUCAGGUCUCCAUAAUUUUCUGAGUAAACCCUCCGCCAAAGAUUUCAUCAAAUCAAUUAAAAGUUUCAUUGUUUCGAUCUUGAACACAGCACCAGACCCUGACAAAGACUGUGAUGCAGUUCAAGACUUCUUUUCCAAGAUGGAUUCUGCUUUCAGGGCUCAUACACUUCGGUCUGGUUGUUCCGAUGAUGAGUUGGAAAAUGCAGGAGAUGGCCUGGAGAAGUAUGUCAUGACAAAGUUAUUUCCCCGGGUUUUUGCUUCAAACACCGAGGAUGUUAUCUCUGAUGAGAAACUCUUUCACAAGAUGUCAUUGCUUCAACAGUUCAUAUCUCCUGAAAACUUGGAUGUACAGCCGAAUUUCCAAAACCAAACAUCAUGGCUCCUAGCUCAAAAAGAGCUCCAGAAGAUAAACAUGUACAAAGGUCCUCGUGAUAAGCUUAUGUGUAUCCUUAGGUGCUGCAGAGUCAUUAAUAACUUACUGCUAAAUGCUUCAAUUGCUUCAAACGAGAAUGCACCUGGUGCGGACCAAUUCCUUCCUGUUCUUAUAUAUGUUACCAUUAAGGCUAACCCUCCACAAUUUCAUUCAAACUUGUUGUAUAUACAAAGAUAUAGGCGUCAAUCUAAACUGGUUGGUGAUGCUGCCUACUUAUUCACAAACAUACUCUCUGCAGAGUCUUUCAUCUCAAGUAUUGAUGCAAAAUCCCUCUCAAUGGACGAAGCUGACUUUGAAAAUGAAAUGGAGUCUGCACAAGCACGUCUUUCUGGUCUGAGAAGCCAGUCUUGUCAAACUGAUCACGAUGCUGCAUUCACAGCUCAUUGUCCUAAGAGGGAAAACACGCUUAUUCACGCAAAAUCGUCUGAUAGUCUCUCUGCUACCACCAAUGAAACACUGAGUACAAACAGUGACACACCAAUGCAGAGAGCUUCGGAUUUGGAAAACAAGGGCGCCACAAUGCUUUCGGAUGAUGGAAGUGAGGCAACCAAAAUCUUUCAAGAAUAUCCUUACAUGUUUGCCAGUGUUGCUGAUUUAAGGAUAGGAGAUGUUGAAAGUUUGCUUCAUAAUUACAAACAGCUCGUUAUCAAAUAUGUUUGCCUUUCCAAAGGCUUGGGUGAUGCAGCAUCUUUAGCUCCAUCCCUUUCACCAUUCCAAGCGUCUAAUAAAGACUCUGAGAAUUAUACAACAUUGUUUUCAGACAAAAGCGUCGAUGAUUUGAUCCGAGCUCUACAACAAGGUGAGAGAGACAAUGUUCAUAAGCUCUCAGAUGUAAAACAAGAAUCAGACUCAUCUUCUAGAAACGUAAUCGGAUUUGGUUCUUGAAUGUAAUUUUCAUAUCAUAGGAUAU